AUGUCUUCGGUACCGAAACUUGAGUGGAUCGUCGAGUUUGGCGAUACAUUUUCCUGGGUAGAAGACGACAUAGUACAGUGUAACAUUUGCAAUGUAAAUAUACAUUGCUCCAAAAAAGGGCAUUUUACGCAACACGUGCGCAGUCAAAAACAUGUAACUGCAAUGAACCAGCCCAUGGGAGGCGACUUUAAUAAAGAUUUGUGUCGUGCUUUUGCUGCUGCUAAUAUACCGUUGCGGAAACUUCAAAAUCCUGUAUUUAAGCAGUUUUUAGAAAAAUAUACAAAUAGCCACGUAUUAGACCAGGCGACAUUGCGUAGAAUUCAUUUGCCCAAAUGUUACACAGACAUCAUGGCCCAAAUCAAAUCGCAGAUUGCGGAUAAUUAUAUAUGGGUGUCAUCGGAUGAAACGACAGAUGUUUUAGGGCGUUGCGUAGUUAAUGUGGUUAUUGGUAUACUACAUUCUACAAUACCAUACAAACCAUUCGUCAUUGAAUGCCAUAUAUCCGCAACCGUAAAUGCGGAAAUUAUUUCCUCCAUAAUUGAUAAUUGUUUAAACGACAUUUUUGAUAAUGUGGAAGAGAAAUAUAAUAGAGUUCUUUUAUUUGUUAGCGAUGCAGCCCAGUAUAUGAAAAAAGCAGGCAGAAUAUUGAAGGAGCGAUAUAAAAAUUUACUCCACAUUUCUUGUUUGGCUCAUGGGCUGCAUCGCGUGUGCGAAUUUAUUAGAGACAAUUUUUCGGACGUCGAUAAAUUAAUGAGUUCCUACACCUGUCCACAUCUGUCUCUACCUCCUUCACCCGUUAUAACGAGAUGGGGUACGUGGCUAGAAGCAAGUUUGUUUUACAGCCAACAUUUAGAUGAAAUAAAAAAUGUAAUUGUAACUUUAAAAGACGAUGCGGCCAAUUAUGGUACAAAAGAGUGUUCUGUUCAUUUAACCGAUGUUAUAAAAAGCAAGAAGUCUGUGAAGUACUGUCUAUCAUCAGAUGAAGCUUCCGACAAAGAUGAUCCAUAUGCAGAUCCAGAAUUUACAGAUGACGAAUAUAUACCAGAUGAAUCUACGCCUAGUACAGGACGGACAAUAACUCCAAUAUCGUUUGAGCCUCUUUGUACCAGAGUAAACAAACAAACAGUUAGGCGCAGAUUAUUUACCAAAGAAGAUAAAACAUGUUUAGACAGCGGAUUUGUUGGAGAACGACCACAGAUGAACCGAAUUAAAAAAGCUUGCAGUAAGAUAAAAAUUUAUAACUCUGGUAAAGUUAUUCUGGAGACUAUAGAAACAUUUCAUGAGGGACAGUAUCAUGUCGGUAUGUUCAGUGCUGCUUUGUCUCAUUCCGAUGAAAGAUACCUGAGUUGCCACGUUUUCGACCAAAGUAUUAAUCACGAUUGUAAAUUAUCAACCCAUGGAAAGAAUAUUGGUUUCUUAUAUAGACAAGAAAAAAGUUUAAUGUGCCACAUACUAUGUUGCAUUCCACCAAAUGUAGUAUUAGAAGGUACAGAAAUAAAAGCGGAUCAUAUAAAUCAAAAUAUAACGUCUCUUAUAAUGCAGCCUAUAGAUUCUGAACUGAAAUCUUCUACAAAAUUGAAAGGGCACUAUUGUUUCUACUGUGGUAAACUAAGAACCUGUAUGGGUCGCCAUUUGCAAAAGGUCCAUGCAAAAGAAACUGAAGUAAAAAACAUGUGCUUCAAACCAACAAAAGAGAAAAACAAACUUUUACGUCAACUUCGGUUGAAAGGUGAUCAAAAGUACAAUUUGCAAGUAAAUUUACAUCAAAGAAUCCCUGUAAGAAAACCAAUAAAACAAAAGUUAUCUGAAAGUAUUCACUGCCCCACUUGUUCUGGCUUGUUUGCAAAACGAAAUUUUGCUAAACAUGAAUUAAAAUGUUCAAAAAGAGCCCCAGACAGAAGACGUAGGCGUCAAAAUGCUUUAAUUUUAGAUCAGAGACAAAUUUCAAAAAGUUUAGAAGAAAAACUUCAUAUAAAACUCGUAAGCAACAUGCUAAACGACGAAAUUGGUGUAGUAGCAAAAAAUGAUCAGACAAUACUUUUGCUUGGAAUACAUUUAUGCAAGCUAAAUUCAGAACAACGUUUUAUGGAUAAUACUAGGUCACAGAUGAGACGAUGUGCAAGAUUGUUGUUGAUUAUUAAACAGCUGGAUCCAUCAAUCACUUCGUUCGCUGAAUGUUUUAUGCCAUCUAAAUACAAAUUAAUAAUGCAGGCUAUACGUAAUCUUACAGGUUCUAGAGAUGAAGAGGUUAUCACCGCUCCAUCUCUUGCUUUACAGUUUGGCCCUUUAUUGACGACAAUUGCCUCUCGUUUAAAGAUUCAGCUUCUUGAAAAUAAUGUAGCUGAGGAAGAUCCACGUAUGGUAACGCUUAGAAAUUUUGAAUUCUUACAUAAACAAGAAUUUAAAAAUGAAAUUACUAAAACAGCUUUGAAAACGGCGAGCAUUAAGAAAGUUAAAACCGCAAAGGAAAUACCAAGUCAGGAAGAUGUAAAAAUCUUUAACCUUAAAAAGAUUUUGCUCCAAAGUACAGAACAACUUAAAAGUGAAAAUUUUGACAUUAGAUCAUGGAAGACAUUGGGUGAAUGUAUACUAUGCCAAAUAAUGAUAUAUAAUCGUAGACGACCAGGAGAAAGUUCUCGUAUGCUUUUAGAAGACUACAAAACAAGAAAACAACUCCAACAGGAAAACUACAAACAUCUUAAUCGCCUGCAACGUAUAUUAGCUGAGAAAUUUUCAUUUAUGUUCAUCUUGGGUAAACGGCACAGGCCUCUUAACCUGCUACUGAAAUCAGAACAUAUAGAGGCCCUCGAUUUUUAUUUAUCAUUUCGAGAACAAGCACAAAUUCAAGAGAGUAAUGUAUUUCUCUUUGCAUUCAAUAAUAAUAAUGGUCACCUCUCAGCGUCAGUGGCACUUCGAAAAUUUGUUCAUAACGCUAACCUUAAAGCACCCAGGUCAUUCACUGGUACUUACUUACGGAAACAAGUGGCUACACAAGCACAGAUCUUGGAUUUAUCCCACAAUGAAAUGCAGCACGUCGCAGAUUACAUGGGACAUGAUUUAAAUGUACAUUUGUCCAAUUAUAGACUGAAUGAUGCUUCAGUUAACAUUUUUACUUUAUCACGGUUUUUGAGUGUCAUUGAUGGAGACGAUGAUAUUGAGAAAUAUCGAGGAAAAAGAUUAGAAGAUUUAGAACCGUUUAUUCCUGAUGAAGACUAUGACAUUGAGGAUACGAAUCCUGAUGAACCAAGCACUGAAAAAAGAAGCGCUCCUGUUAAUACACCUCAGAAGAAACGAAAAAGUCCUGCAAAACUACAAAGUCCGUCGCCGUCGUCCCGAAAUCCUACGACUCAAGAAAUUGAAGGUCGCCUAAAAAAUCCCUCAUUGCGUUUGUAUCGGAGUCCAUUAUGUAAAAGGGGAAGAAAAUUAAAGUGGACAGUAGCAGAAUUAGUUAUAAUGCACACAGAAUUUAAAUACAAUUUACAAGAAAAAAAACUGCCGAAACUUUCGCUUUGUCGGGUGAUCCAAAGAAAAUAUUCGCAUAUAUUUCAAAAGGAGCGGUCUGUCGGCUCUAUAUAUACGUGGUUGAUGAUAGCAGUGAUGAACGUGAUAUCCCACUCCGCAACCUUCAUGGAGUCAAUUUUGCCUUACGCAGGUAUCCCGCGCAAUAUAUUUUGCGUGUGGUUGCAACAUGCCGCCUUUGCCGCAACUCAACGCUCCAAAGAUGCCGACUUCCUGGCGGAGCGUGUAGUCGGAUCUCUUUGGAGCGGCUCCCUUUGGGGCGGCUCGCUCCUUUUGAAGAAUUGGCGGCGAUCACAGGAGAAGUCGGCCUAA
Messenger RNA from Zophobas morio, 3831 nucleotides. RefSeq lists its product as uncharacterized. NCBI's taxonomy places the organism in Eukaryota, Metazoa, Arthropoda, Insecta, Coleoptera, Tenebrionidae. Bases 1 to 3831 code for a protein of 1276 amino acids. The transcript has 11 exons. The record is from RefSeq and is a predicted model, not a curated record.